Molecule: messenger RNA, 375 nt
Organism: Fusarium poae
Lineage: Eukaryota; Fungi; Ascomycota; Sordariomycetes; Hypocreales; Nectriaceae
Exons: 2
Coding region: 1-375 (124 amino acids)
Source: RefSeq, a predicted model, not a curated record
AUGCGUGAGACAACAGGCUCCGAGGUUUAUGUACAUGAAGAACGCGAUUUACAACCCCCUACUACUACUAUUACUACCUGUGUUGUCAGCCCUGUAUAUGCCGACCUCGACGGUGAUGAGGAAUCGUUUUGGCAAGCCCGUGACACCACCGACUCGGAUCUAGCAGACUCGGACGAUUUCUGGGAUUACGACGUGUCGGAUGAUUCGGAGGCUAAUGACUACACGGACUCCGAUUAUAUCUCCUCGACGGGGAGCUACACAUCUUCCAAUAAUCGUUGUCACUGUUCUGUGGAGGAAGGUAAAUCAGUGUGUAAAUGCGACGCUAGCUCUUCAAGUGAAUUCCGACAAGAUUACAAUGUUCAUGAUACCUAUUGA